This is a messenger RNA of Rhopilema esculentum, 4433 nucleotides long. RefSeq names its product contactin-associated protein-like 2. NCBI's taxonomy places the organism in Eukaryota, Metazoa, Cnidaria, Scyphozoa, Rhizostomeae, Rhizostomatidae. The record is from RefSeq and is a predicted model, not a curated record.
AAGCCCAAACAAACCAUGACUCAUUCAGUUUCAGACAAAGACUAUCAUAUUACUAAUGGUCACGUGAUGCGAAUAUUUGCAUGGAAUGAUGGGAAAUCUGGAGGGCGCUUUCGAAAAAACAAAGAUAGCAAUUUGCAGAAAAUGGCGACGGAAAGAGGAGUCGCUCUGGUGGCUUUCAUAGCCCUUGUCUGCUUAUUUGUCACAGUAUCUUCCGAUUUGUAUGUAAACCAACCUGGUUAUAUUUAUUACAAGCAGCCCCAAAAAACAAGCCAGUACAAUGUUUUUGAGAUAACUUUCAAAACAAUAGAUGCAACUGGUAUGCUUCUGCAUGCUCAAAGUGUCGAGAAAGGAGAUUUUUUAACCCUUGAGUUGGUGAGAGGAAAAAUAAGAUAUGCUGGAGAAUUUGGAAAUGGCCAUAUUAAUAUAGACAAACAAGUAACAGGUUAUCAUAAUAUGUAUGUGGGGCAAGAUUUGGCAGACAACCAAUGGCAUACCGUCAAGGUAACUCAAAACACACAAGACAUCACAAUUAUCAUUGAUGGUAGGAGGGAACCAAGAUACUUCGGAUUCUGGAGAGCACCACCAGCGCCAACUCAGUUCAGUGUAGAAGAGGUGUUUAUAGGAGGACUGUACUCAUAUGUUGGGGUUUCUGAAGAAAGAUCUGUUGCCCAGGAAGGAGAUUCUAUGUGUGUCCGAUCUGCAUACAUGAAUGGCAUUGAUCUUCUCAACCAAGGCACCAGAAAAAAUGUUCAAUCUUUCUGCGAUUCUAUCAAUUACUAUCCAAUCUUCUUCCCAAACAAAGUCUCCCAUUUGUCAUAUAAGAAUUAUGACAUAAAGUCAUUGAGACUGAAGUUUGAUUUUAGAACAGUAAUUCCAGACCAAGUUGUAGCCAACUACACAAACAAACUAACCAAAGUUCUUGAUCUGACAUUAGACAGACAGGGCAGGCUCGUUCUUGGGGCAACUGUCGAGAAAACUGGCAGUCAUCUUGUAAUGAAAACUGGAAAACCCAAUUUACAUGAUGGCACAUGGCAUACAGUUGAGUUAUUUUUAUCAAACAGAGAACCAAAUUAUGAUGCAGAGUUUAUUGUUGAUGGUGUGAAACGGAGAUCAAAAUUUUUAAAUCCUUUUAUAUUUGAUGGUGGACCUCUUCACUUUGGUUUUGGUUUUACUGGAUGCAUGAAGAAUCUGUUGCUAAAUGGUAGAGCUGUUGAUUAUACUCAGAUGCAGAAAGUUUCAGUAAUCAUGGGCAAGUGCAACCUUAAAGAUUUCUGCACACCAAAUCCAUGCAUCAAUGGUGGUAAAUGCAAUCAAACUGAUACCAUUUUCAGAUGUGAUUGUAGACAUACUCCCUAUACAGGAUCAUGUUGUACUCAAUCACGUUUCAAUUAUACAUGCACUGAAAUCCACGAGAAGGCAGGGGACAGAUUCAUUAGUGACAAAUACUGGCUAGAUAUGGAUGGCAUUGGAGGAUUGGAUCCAGUUAGAGCAUUUUGUAGAAAAGGGAGAACACCUCAAGAUACUAUAACACAAAUUAACACAACUAUACCCUUUGAUAUUAAUGUAAUAAAUCCGACGGGCAAAAAGAUUAUUCCUGUGACGUAUCUUGCUGAUGAAGAAAGUUUAAGGGAGCUUCUACUGCAUUUCAAGUCCUGUAGGCAAUUCAUCAGAUACCGUUGUGCAAGGAGUGCUCUGUUCAAAUCACCAACAGGACCAAAGCAGGUACAAUGGAUGGGCUUUGACGAUAAACUGCAUUAUUAUUGGGGAGGUUCAGGAGGCCGGCGAGGUUACUGCGCUUGUGGUUUGACAAGGACUUGUAUAGACAAAGAAAUGCAUUGCAACUGUGACGCCUUUAAGUUCGUCAGAGACAUAGAGGAUAAAGGUUACUUAACGACUAAAGAGCAUCUUCCAGUACGCCGUAUUGACUACUUUGACGUAAUGUCGGACACUGGUAAAAAUGGUAUAAGUUCCAUUGGUGCACUUGAGUGUUGGGGAGUAGAUACUUCCAACCUGGCAGCUACUUUUAGAGAGCAAUGGUCCUACAUGCAGAUAGAACUGACAGACGAAAAUGAAUGGAACAAUCACAUCGAUGCUGGAGAUGUUGCGCUGGAGUUUCUGACAACCACGGCAGCCGGGACGCUCGUCUUUGCUAGGGGACCUAUCUCUGGAGAUUUUCUUGAAAUAAAGCUUAUCAACAGGCAGCGUGCUCGGGCAACCAUGAAUCUAGGAUACUACAAGAACAUGCAUUUGGAUGUGGACAUUGCCGUUUUGAAUAGAACAUUCGAUGAUAAUUUGCCGCACAAGCUACGUCUAGAUUGGAACAGGAGGGAAAUGAACUUUACAGUUGAUAACAUAACUCGCAUUGUGGAGUUUCAUUAUCAGUAUGGCAUUACUCAUCUUGAUGUUGAUGGAAGCCCUUUCUACGUCGGCGGUCGAAAUGAUGGGUUAGGCGAAGGAUUCAUUGGAAUUAUAAGAUCAUUUUACUAUGGGGGAAAGCUUGUUGAUCUUCCAACCGAGGCAGAGGGUUUAUCGCGAAUCGGUGUAUACCCGGGACAAGGAAGCGCUUGUAAACUCGUCAAAUCCCCUUGUAAUCAAGGAUUCUGUAUCGAAGAAUACAACAAAUACUUCUGCAACUGCUCGGUUUCGGCAUUCAGUGGUAACCAUUGCCAAUAUGACCAAAAUGCAUUCGUCUUUACCAGUGGUAAAUUCCUCAGGUACACUUUCCAGAAAAAAGUUCAAGUGCAGGAAGGAUACAUUAACGUUGCCUUCAAAACAAAUGAGGCGAAUGCAGUGAUUUCUCAGUUACGUGGAGAUGGGAACGCCCAUAUCACUCUGUUAUUAAUUAAUGGAGUGCUGAAGCUGUUAUUUAACUUCAGGCCUCUUGAGACGGAUCUGCAGUCGUUGGAUAUACAGCACCCACAGCAAACAACGUUGGGAAAAUUCAACGACAAUAAAAGACAUAUAAUUAGGAUUCAUCACAAAGAAAAUCAGAUUUUCACGUACGUUCUUGAUAACAGCGACAGCCCGAUAAAAGGCGUUCGUAAUAUCUCGGCACCGUUCACAACAAUGUUAUUUCCUGAACCGGCCACUUUGGCUCUUGGUAGGCGCUCUUCUCUGCUUGUCGGAUUCCCUACAACGUUCGUCGGUUGCAUCACUGGGCUCCGUUAUCAGUAUCUUCCACAGGGUGCUAAAAUUGGUGUCAACAUUGAUAUGGGUCAUCUUUUCCAAACGAAAAACCCCAGUCUGGAUCGAUCGCAAGCACCAGUGAAUGGAUCCUGUGGAGAUACCCUGCCUGUCCCGCCAGCUUUGCCACCAAUUAUUCCUCCGCAGCAGUUCAAAUUCAGAAACCCUGUCGUCACAGUUGCCCCGAUUGGUUCAAAUUACACAUUCGGUAAAGCUGUAGUAAUCGGUAUUGUGUGCGUCCUAAUUGUCCUUGCUGUCGUGCUACUGUUCAUAACAUUGAAAUGUGUUGAGAACUACAAAAAGAAGUAUAGAGCGAUUGAAGAAAAACUUGCUUUGACGCUUCAUGAAAAAGCCCCCGCAAAAGAGGAGCCACCCACACGCAGAAAUGAUUUUUACUACGAAAGAGAGCAAGAGCCAGAGAUUCCUCUUCAGGAACUCAGAUCCCAGCCAGCCGAACCAGUUUACCCAUCGCAGAGUUCAUACGGCCCUGAAACGAUUUCAUAUGCCCCGAGCCCUAAGCCUGGUGCUGCGGCCGCAUCACCACCAGAGAAAGACGACGAUGAUGGGUUCUUCUUAUAGAUCAGAAUCAGAAGUUUUCUGUAUUCCACCUUUUUCAACACAUGCAACCAUGUAUUUACCAACGUCAACUUUUGCUGGUAUGACUGUGGAUACCAAGCAUUAGACUCAACACAUGGACUUAGUUGUACUAGAAAGUUUUUUGUGUAUUUUUUCGUUUCUUUUAGCUCUAGGGUAUUUAAGGAGGACAUGACUGGUUUUUGAUUGUUUCUGAAAUUGCUUGUAAGCUAGAUUUUAUGGCAGUUUUAUACAGUGAAUUUUAGAUAUCUCUCACCAGCUAAUGAUAAGCUUCAUUAGAAUUUCGAGGAAAAUAGUUAAGUGCACAUACUGUGGUUCUGGUUUGCUUAUAGGGCAAGGGUUAACGACGUGAUUUAUUGUAGGUUAAACAAUUUUCCUUUUCAGAAUAGUUGGAAGACAUUUCAUAUAUAAUUGCAUUUUUCUGCAAAAUUUGAGUAACACGGAACCCUUGCAUCGAAAAAUAUGCACAUACUGUUAUAAAGUUAAGAAUUUGUUGAUGAUGUAUUGUUUUGUAUUCAAGUUGUAUUUAAUCAUGACGUCAAAAGCACAUCGUUGUAUGGUAUCUUAUUCAAAAGUGGAGGAUAUACCAGUAGCAUUUAUUAUAUUGUAGCAUUUAAUACCUUCGUUAUCGACUUUUGAGUAUUUUUGAAAUUGUA